Molecule: messenger RNA, 2053 nt
Organism: Saccostrea cuccullata (small rock oyster)
Lineage: Eukaryota; Metazoa; Mollusca; Bivalvia; Ostreida; Ostreidae
Product: serine/arginine repetitive matrix protein 2-like
Exons: 6
Coding region: 154-816 (220 amino acids)
Molecular function (GO): mRNA binding
Source: RefSeq, a predicted model, not a curated record
CUAGGGGGCGCUAUCAUCGACCAAAAAACGACAGUCCAUCUGUCAGGAUCGAUUAUUUCUUUUAAGUUUGGAUUAUUUCUGUCUUUGUUGGAUGGUAUAAGCUGUAUUAGCUCACACAGUACAUAGAGAGAAUUAUAAUUUAUUUAGUAGACCAUGUACAAUGGUAUUGGACUACAGACUGCCAGAGGAAGUGGAACUAAUGGUUACGUCCAGAGAAAUCUGUCCUUCUUAAGGAAACACAAGGACCGAGUGGACUACAAGUCAGAAGAGGAGCUCAAGAAGUUAGACGAACAACUAAUCAAACAGCCCAACAAAGAAAUCCUGGACCAUGAACGGAAACGCAAAGUGGAACUCAAGUGUAUGGAGAUGCAGGUUCUCAUGGAGGAGCAAGGAUAUUCAGCAGAUGAGAUUGAGAAGAAGGUGACCAUGUUCAGAACAAUGCUUGUUCAGAAAGAGGGUGUGUCAGAAGCUACAGUGGAAAAAGACUCCUCUGGACGUCCAGUAGCUAAGGAGAGUCAUCAGAUAGCACAAGCAACAGCAGAGAAGAAUGCCCGUAUUAAGGAGGCCUUCGGCAUUGGUGAAAACUAUGUGGAUGGUUCCUCCUUUGAUCCCAACCGAAAGGCUAAAGAGGAGCAGGCCAAAGCUGUAGCAAUGGCACAAAAGAAGUACAACAUUGUAAGAGAUUCCAGUUCAUCAGAAAGAUCUCCUUCACCGCCUCCAAAAAGGAAAAAGAAAAAGUCCAGCAGAGAUGACAGUAAUUCUCCAGAGAGAAAAGAGAAAAAGAAGAAAAGCAAAAAGCGCAAGCGUGAUCGGUAGGCUAUCGUUCCUUGGAGGAGAAGUAUUAAUCUGUUAUAGCAUUACACGUUGUUCACUACAUCAAACUUAACAGGUGACAAAAAUCGGGCAGUGGGGCACUUCCCUAGAAUAACAAGGAAUGCCUUCCCUUGUGGAAACUAAGGGGGAACUUUGUAUUAUUUGUCUCCUCUACCUUGAGCUUUGUUUUUGUUUGAGUUUUAAGUUGCUUUCUUAUUUUCAGUAAGUUACAUAAAUAUUUCCUGGAUUUUUGAUUUUUAUUUAUUUUUAAAGAAAAAAGUAAAGGGAUCAGGGGAAACAUUUUUCACAUGAUCUUAUUUUUAGAGGUCACUCAAUUUAUAUGUAAAGCAGUGUAGUUGUCUGUUUUUACAAAACGUACCUUAAUUUAUAGUAUUCUUUUUUUGAGUUGAUAUUUAUGUAUAUAUUCUUCUCCUUAGUUGUGUCACCCUUUCAUUUAUGUACAAUUUAUAUUUCACUUUCUCUAUGUAGUUUGUACAUUGUCAUAUAUUGUGUUUAAUACAUUCAUUUUUUUCUCAUGAUGAAAGAGCACAAUACUUAGGUUUUAUGUUGUGCAUUGAAGUCAAUGUUGAUGUAUCAUAUUUUUGAAUAAUAACUUUCAUGAAAUUCAUUGGCAUAUUUUGUGUUCAAAUUGCCCAAAGAUUAAAUUCUCAAAGGGUUUCAGAAAUGUUUCACUUUGGGGGGAAAUGAAAUUAGUGUAAAUGGUUUAUUACAGCAGUUGUUAAUCUUUAUUAUAUACAAAAAAAGCUUGGAAAUAAAAUCUCUGCAUGGGUGUAUAUUCUACCACUGGUGGUUUGGUAAUACCUUUGUGAAGAACUGCAGAUUUUCUUAUUACAGAGAGAGUGAGGGUGAAAUCAAGAGCAAACAAUAAUCAUUUAUCCAUUCAUUUUCUUUGAAGUCAUCCUUUUACAGAGCUCUUCAUCUUACUUGCAUAUAUAAAAUGCUUGAUAAAUUUCUUUUGUUUUUGUGGAAGCCUUCACUUUCAAUAGCAGGUAACUUCACUAUUUCAGUUUAGUUUUUAUCUAUUGUUUUUGUUUUUUCCCUCUUGUAUUAAUUAUUUUAGUAUAAUUUACAAAUUGGUACAAGAACUUACUUGAGACUUCAGUGACAAUUGAUUUUUAUCAUGUGAAAAUGCAGCAAUUUAAAAAACCAUAUCUUUUUUUAUAUACAAAAUGUUUCAAACAAUGCAGUAUUGAAAAAUAAAAUGCUGAGUGUAUCUUAA